CUUCAUUCAGACACAUCAGAACAACUGAGCAUCUUAGACACACCUUCACAGAAAAUCUAACUAGAAAGAGGAAGUAGCAAAGCGACCUGAGACAAUCCAGGAGAAACAGCUUCCACAGACACACAAGGAUAGAAAAACAAGAUUUUACUAGCCUGAAACAUCACACUGAGAGCCAGAGGAACAACUCUCAAGUGCAGGUUUGAAAUUCCAAGACGGCACCCUGAGACAGGAGUAGCACCUCAUCCAAGGUAGUACGCGGGCCCACUUUGGUCUAAACAAAGGAUUUUUCUGAUUAUGGAUAUGGGUAAUCAACAUGCCUCAAUCACUGCUCUUCAAGAAAUACAGAGGAAAGUCAAAGACACUGAGAAGAAUGUGUCAACCUUCAGUGGUCUAAGCAAUGAUCCGGAGUACAAGAAGCUAGAGAAUGCUUUGCUUAGACAUCUUUUUGAUAUAGAGUCAAUAGACACUGAUGGAAAAGGCCACAUUUUACAAGCACGCAAACGGGCUACCGAGGAGACUGAAAGGAUUCUGAAGGAGUUAGAGAAUAACGCAAACCACCCGUGCCGACUGGAGAUAGAAAAUAUCUUUAAGGAAGCGCAACGUCUGGUAGCACAGCAAAUGACUCCAUUUUUUGGAGGUGGGAAAGGCAUCCCGGAAGAGUUUGAGGAAGGCAUUCAGAACAUACUAAUGAGAUUAACACAAGUGAAAACUGAGGGUAAAAGCUCCCUGAGAAAAGCAAGGUACCGUACCUUAACCAAAGUCCUUUGUGUCCAAGAAAUUUUAGAAAACUGUUUAAAAAAAACAAUACUUUCUCUCCCUCUGUCGACUGAGGCACAUCCGUCGGUUUCCAAAAUCAACUCCGUUAUGUGUGAAGUUAACAAGACCAGAUGGAGUCUCAUAAGACUUCUCGUUGGCGUAAAUGAUCAUGAAACUUACAGGCACCUUUCCUGUGUUCUCUCUGGAUUAAUGGCAGACUUGGAUGCCCUGGAUGUUUCCGGACAUACGGAGGUGAGGAACUACAGAAAAGAGGUGGUUGAAGAAAUAAAUGGUUUGUUAAAAUAUCUAGAUGAAGAGGAGGAAGCCCAGAUGACAAGUUCUUAUGACUUGGCCCAAAAUCAAUCCAUUCUAAAAAUAGAAGAACUUCGCAAAAGAAUGAAAGAAAUCAGGAGUGUUGUUUUGGAAAGGUUUCAUAAUUUAUCUGACAUUCAUAUGGGGACCAAGUCUGAGCUGCAGGGGCUUAUUGCCCAGUUGGACGAGGUGAGUGCAGGCAGGAAUCCUUGCAUUCGUGAAGCCAGAAGAAGAGCUGUGGUUGAGGUGCAAGCUGUUAUAAUGUACAUCGACUUGAGGGAAGCACUUGAAAGAAGGCAACAUGCCGGUGAUCAGCUCAAUACGGAACACGCGUCCCAUGCAGCUGUCUGGAGGGUUCUCAGCAACUUAUCAGAGCUCCAGAAAGAUGUCCUCUCAUUUGAUGGGAAAAGAGCUGAUAAGAAUUAUAUGAUAUUGGAAGAGCUAAUCACCAAACAAUUGCUUGCUCUUGACGCUAUUGAUUCCCAAGGAGAUGAAUGUACAAAAGCAGCAAGAAAGCAAGCUGUAAAAUUUGCAAAUAACAUUCUUAGUUAUCUAGAUAUGAAAACUGACGAGUGGGAGUAUUGAGAGAGAGAGAGAGCUUAGGUGGCCUGAAAGUGCUGCACUUAUUUUGACACUACAAAAACCUACAAAUGCGAGAAUUCUCGUAUUGGAUUGGACUACUGAAAUGUUCACAUUUAUCUUUGAGGAGAAACGACAACUUUAAAACCAGCCACCUUUUCGUACUUGUUAAAGGAUAUGUUUUUUUUCCAAUAUUCUAACUUUAUUUUAUUUUUUUGUCUACAGUUACUUAGAAAACAGCUUGGCUACAAUUAUAGUACCUCCCAAAAAUAUAAGAAGAGAGUAAAAAUAUAAGAAUAGUUACCAAUACAAAAUAGUAGGAAUACACUUUAAGCUAUUAAGUUGCGGCCCCCCAAAAAUAUCUAAUUAAUCGUAAAUUAUAUUAUAAAAGGAACUCUCCAAGCACCAUAACCAGUACUGCCUGCUGUAGUGGUAACCUGGCACCAUCAAAUGGUGAGUAGUGAAACCAGUUUUAUCCGAGUUGACAAUUUACCUGGGACCAGUUGUGCACCCAUGGCCAAAGCCCCUGCCUUCGGGUUUCUUCGGCUGUAGGAAUUAUUAGCUUUACAGAGCUGAGCAAGGCCAUGCAGUUUUGCACACCUUGGGUGAGCACAGUUCUGCAUGUGUCCAGCUUGGCUCUGUAGACCUGCAGGAGAAUGCCGGGAUUGCGGACAUACAAUGAGACCUGGGUAAAUUGUCAAACCGUACUAAACUAGGAAUUGUACAGAACUGACCAGGGCACAUUGUCCAGCAUGGCUAUUUUAGCCUACAAUUUGCAGUUCCCUACAAUUUACAGUUUGUUGAACAGCCCCGUUAGUUAAAUAAUAUUUAUUGUGUGAAAAACAAACUCAUUAAGAACUCAAACCCAGUGGCUGUGAAGUAGGAUAAACAUGUCAUGCUCAAAUCCUAAAUUUACUGAACCCAAAAUUUGGGAUGGGUUAGAAACCGUUUUCUCUCACAGUGUUUCUCAUCGGACAUAUUAGAAAGUGAAGUAAAUCAAAUAUUUCACUAGCCCACUGGUUUGUUCCUUUGAGAGGAUGGGAUGAGCUUUGCUGUAGUUCCAUAACUCGUCUGCUUAUGCUUUCAGAUGGGCAGCCUAGUAGCCUGUAUUAUUGUGGAUUCCAGUGGCUGAUUUUGCUGUUACUUGAAUCAGAUGUAUUCCUGCAAUAAGAAUGUGACAGAUUGCAGAAUUUAGUAGCCAAGCCUGCCUAGUUAGGAGCCAUUUUUUUUUUUUAGUUUUUAAUUUAAGCACCAAAAGAUGACACUGCCAACCGGUACACUGCACAUAACUUAGUUCUUGGUUGGCAUCAGUCCUCCUGUGUGGCAUAUUUCACACGUAAUAAACUAACGCUUUCAAUGACAAGAAUUAGUUUCAACAAAUCUCUUAUUUAGCCCCCGUGAUAUGUAAUGAUGUGGCACAAUGUAUUAAUACAUUAAAACCUAUAAUAAUAAUAUAGAAAAUAUAUUGCCAUGUAUUGUAGGUACUCGCAAGGUGUUGGUUGCCAGUGCUUAGUACAAAAAUUGCUCAGUUUAUUUUGUAUGAAGAGAGAAAGGUCAUUCCUGUUGGUUUCUCAUUGUUUGUGUUAGCAAUACUCCAAGCACCAUAAUCACUGCAGCACCCCCUCCACGUAAGUAGUCAAACUGUUUGAUUUCUUAUCUGGACUACACCAAGCGCUGAUCACUUCCUCGAUGGAAAGCUGGAAGCACCUGCAUAGAGCUCUUCUGAUUUAAACUUUGCCGUGCAGGAUCGAAUCAUUGACUGAGAGCGUCAGCUGAUUGCUCUCAGCCAUAGAGCUAAACCAUGCACUACCGAAAAGUCUGGCUCUUAUAGAGGAGGUGACCGCUGCUCAGCAAACCCUUAGCACUCCUGGUACCAUAACCACUACAGUGGUCUGUUUUAGUUAUGGUACUUGGAGUGUUCCUUUAAAUUACUUUAUAUUUUAUGCAUGGGGAAAACAGCAUGUAGCUAAAGGUCAAUACAAGUUUGUCAACAAUAAAGACAUGGACGUGGCAAAAAAUCAAACAUCUUGUUAAAACAAAGUGAGCAUAGUAAAAUAUUAUACAAUGUAGAAACAAAUUCAAUGGGUAGAGGACAUGUAUAGGGUGUAGCCUACUUGAGCAAAUUAUGUCUGGUAAGAUCCCAAUUUCAAAAAGUCAAGUUAAAGAAACAUUUCAAGCACCAAAACCACUACAGCCUGAUGUAGUGGUUAUGGUGCCACGAGUGCCCUGGUGCUGUCACACAGCACGAUUUUAGCACUGCUUGACCAACUAAUGUGGUUCCUGAUAGUCGCCUGCGCCAUAUCCCCUGCAUCUAUUCUCCUCCAGGAGUAUUGCUCUCACCCAAUGAUUGCAAUUCUACAUCUGUUCUAGUUUGUAGUGGUCCUUGUAGUAUUCGUUUAGAAGCUCAUGUUAAGGGAACACUAAAGUGUUAGGAAUAGAAACGUGUUCCUAAUGCCACAGGGUUUGCUGAUCUUUUGGUGGCUGACUGCGCUGCUGUGAAGGUUUUAAUUCUUUAUGUUGUGCAUGCAGACAAAAGUCAAAUUGGCAGUGAUGUUAGAAUAAUAUAAAGAGUGAUCAAGUUUCAAUAUACAUGACAGGUGAUCUGCACAAUUUUUAUAUAAUAAGCUAAUAUAAACAAGAUAGAUCCGGAUGAGUUCCCCUGGAGGCCCCAGGCUGGUAGUUAAACGGUGAAUUUAACUAACCUUUACUCCCAUGCUGCUCUGCUCGCACCACGUUCGCUCCGCCUCCAUGGCUGAUAUCACAAAACGCUAUACUGCGCCAAUCAAAUGGUCUCUAUGGGGCCAUCUGAUAAUUGAGUUUAGCUUGGCAGAAGCCCCUCCAAUAGCUGUCAGGAAGAUGGCCACUAGAGGUGUGUUUAACCCUGUUAUGGAAACACUGUUUCUAAAAAGUAAAUGGCAGUGGUUUACAUGGAAGGCUUAAAGGAACACUAUAGUGUUAGGAAUGCAAAACUGUGCUUCUGCCCCACGCUCCCUGCUGGCAAAUAAAGGGUUAAAAACUCUGUAUUUACUUACCUGAUUCCAUUGCCGAGAUCCCUUGGCACUGGAUCGUGCUCCACCUCUGCUGACGUCACAGUGAUCUGGAAACCUAACUCGCUGUGAGCUCCGUGUGUCCAUUAGAAUCCGUGCUUUCCUAUUGGUUUC
Pelobates fuscus (common spadefoot toad) is the source of this 4808-nucleotide messenger RNA. It is a transcript of the gene BAG5, whose product is annotated as BAG cochaperone 5. Gene Ontology annotation, cellular component: cytoplasm; membrane; nucleus. Gene Ontology annotation, molecular function: adenyl-nucleotide exchange factor activity; protein-folding chaperone binding. The transcript has 2 exons. The coding region runs from base 295 to 1653 and encodes 452 amino acids. Gene Ontology annotation, biological process: negative regulation of protein ubiquitination; protein stabilization; regulation of inclusion body assembly. The record is from RefSeq and is a predicted model, not a curated record. NCBI's taxonomy places the organism in Eukaryota, Metazoa, Chordata, Amphibia, Anura, Pelobatidae.